Messenger RNA from Nicrophorus vespilloides, 2043 nucleotides. RefSeq names its product protein germ cell-less. Gene Ontology annotation, molecular function: protein binding. The coding region runs from base 522 to 1961 and encodes 479 amino acids. The record is from RefSeq and is a predicted model, not a curated record. Lineage: Eukaryota; Metazoa; Arthropoda; Insecta; Coleoptera; Silphidae. The transcript is spliced from 2 exons. Gene Ontology annotation, biological process: germ cell development.
UGUCCAGCUGCAAAUUGUAUUGUAUGCAUCAGUAUGCAUAAUGAUGUAUGUUUCUUGCAUCCUGAUUGAUGGAAUACUUAUUUAUCAUAAUUCGUUAAAUUACUAAUUGAAAUACCUUGUAUUGACAAUAUAACUAUUAUGCCUUAUUAUAUCUUUAAAUUAUUAUAGUAUGUCCGUCCGCAGACCAAUUAGAAUAUGUAUAUUUUGGGUAGCGAAACUGGAUUCGACGAGCCGCUUAUGUUUUAUUUACAGUCUGUCCGUUGUAAAUAGAGAAAGCAACGUGUGUCCACCGUGCUGUGUGUGGUGUUUUCUUCAGCUGCUUCGACCAGAAAUUCUAAUUAAACGACAUACGAGUUUGUUUAUUUGUUGCAAAACAGUAUUUUUUUUAACCGCAGAUCGAGUGUUUUCGGUGACCAAAGUUUUACCCGGAUGUCUUUGAGUCUUCUCAUAUCUUAACAAGGAAAUGUUAUGUCCCUUGAGCAAGUGUUAAGUGUAUUUACAGGGCUGCGAUUUCCUUCGUGAUGGGCGCCACAAUCAGCUCCUACUCCUAUCCACAGAGGGUCUAUAACUAUGUUAUGAACAGGAAGAGGAAGCUGGAUGAAUCGGAUACACAGGAUGAAAUGGACAAGAUCAUCGACAUUGCAAUGCAUACACCAAAGAGGAAAAAGCUGUGCAGUACAGUGGCGUAUAUAUAUCAAGCACUGUUCGUCGAGGGAAGGGAUUCGGAUGUGACGGUGGUGGCAUUGGGCGAGGAAUUUCCACUGCACAAGGUGUACCUGAGCCAGAGUCCGUAUUUUGCAAGCAUGUUCGGUGGUAACUGGAAGGAGACUGGUCAGACCAGGAUUCACAUCGAUGUUGUUGAUCCAUUCAUAACGAAGGAAGCUCUCCACACAGUGCUCGGAGCGCUCUACAGCGACGAGGUAAAGCUUGAGCCGCUGAAUAUUGUGAGCGUUCUAGCUACGGCUACCAUGCUUCAGCUUGGCGGUCUCAUUGAUAGAUGCUGCGAGGUGAUGUUGGAAACGAUAAAUCCGCACACCGCUCUUCACUAUUAUGAGGCCGCAUGCCAAUACGGCGAUCUGAAGUUAAAAGAGAACUGUUUCCAAUGGUUCCUCGUUAAUUUAAUCACUUACUAUUCGUCCAACGUGGAGGAACUGAAGACCAUACCGAUUUCUCUAAUGGAGAAUUUGACCAACCAUUCGGGGUUGUGUGUUGUAAAAACAGAGAUUACGCUAUAUAUCCUGCUUAAGCAAUGGAUGUACAUGCAGCUGCAUGAGAACCCGUUUCCAUUUGAUGCCACCAAUGUUGUUGAAUAUUUUAGCAGUCGAAAAGGCGAGAUGCCAUUGCUGCUGACGGAGCUUGGCAGCAAGUAUGAACGGGUCUUCAGGGCGUUGCGUAUGCAACACCUGAUCUCGCACCAUGUGGACGUCGGAAUAAUGUUGCGGGAUAACAUAAUUCCACGAUCCUGGAUUGAGAGUGUAAUAAUGCAUGGUUGGAAGUACACCCUAAUGGUAAAUGAGAAUGAGGUGAGGGGUCCGGAGGAAUGCACCGACGAGGAGUUCUUGGAGAUUGCGCUCCGUUGCGGACGCUUCCUACCUAUCAAGGAGAAAAACAUGUGGAGGUGGACAGGCUUCCACUACGGCCUAGAUCUGAUCAUGAUUGCGGAUGAUCGAACUGUCUCCAUCAAACGAAACCAUCGGCCGGAGUACGAGUUAUUGCUCAGCCUGCAGACCAUACGUUAUAUAAUCAUCCGCGUAACGGUGCACAGCCUUAAUCAGCAAAAGCAAAUUACCUACACCCAAACGUCCGGCAUUCAUAGGCUUCCCCUCAACAAGUCUGAAGAGAUUGUUCUGAUGACCUUCCCUCCAGACAUCAAUUUCCCCUUGGUUCUGUCCGCUAAUAUCCUUUUUACCACUCCGUUCUCCGACGAUUGGACGACGGACUCCAGCAUCCAAUCCAUUUAGCGACUUGCACCUCCCCCAACAGCACGUACGCAUAAAGAAAUAAUUAAACUGUGAUUAACUUAAAAAUAAUAAUAAUAAUAUA